This is a messenger RNA of Dicrocoelium dendriticum, 2379 nucleotides long. The record is from the annotation of a GenBank genome assembly. Lineage: Eukaryota; Metazoa; Platyhelminthes; Trematoda; Plagiorchiida; Dicrocoeliidae.
GCUCUCCUCGUGCGGUUUUCCCCAUUUCCUGAAAUUUAGCUUGUUCCUCUAGUGACUUACCAACUUUGCAACUGAACUGGCAGUGCUGCUUUAUACAUGCAAUCUUGGAAUAUUAACCUCGAGGAACUGGAAUCUUCGUUUACUGCAACUGAGGUGACAGCACAUUUAAACAUUUGUCAUUUGAAAACCGGAAAGAAUGCGUACGAUGGGACAGUGGAACCAAAGGACCACCAUAUUGCUGCAAAGCGACCCCGAAAAGAGAAGAAAUUUCAAACGGUUACGCUUAGUUCCGGGCAGGGUUGUCUUCACGAGGCACGUUUUCUUCCAAUCCAACUAUUCUAUUACAGGUUGUUUAUCGAGCGGGAGAGCUUUUGAAGCCUCUGGUUCCUAUCUCGACACCUGCUCGUAUCUACCCGUUCACCUUAGAUUCCUUCCAACAACAAGCUAUUCUCUGCAUUGAUAACGGACGCUCCGUACUAGUUUCUGCCCACACUUCAGCCGGUAAAACGGUUGUCGCGGAAUACGCAGUGGCUCGAAGCCUGCAAGCAAAACAGCGUGUUAUCUAUACAACACCCAUAAAGGCCUUGAGCAAUCAGAAAUUCAGGGAAUUUACUGACGAAUUCAAAGAUGUGGGACUAAUGACUGGCGAUAUAACGAUUAAUCCGGAGGCUACAGUUCUGAUUAUGACUACGGAAAUUCUAAGAUCCAUGCUCUACCGCGGAUCCAACAUCACCCGGGAGGUCGGUUGGGUCAUAUUUGAUGAGAUCCAUUACCUUCGAGACAAAGAACGUGGUGUAGUCUGGGAAGAAACCAUAAUCUUACUUCCGGACGUCGUCGGUCUUGUAUUUCUCAGUGCUACUAUCCCCAAUGCUAGACAAUUUGCCGAAUGGAUCGUUUUCUUGCACAGUCGACCAUGUCAUGUAGUCUAUACGGAUUACCGACCUGUUCCACUGCAACAUUACGUGUUUCCAUGCGGCGGAGAUGGCAUUCACCUCGUCGUCAACCAGAAGCGCGAAUUUCUCGAAUCCAAUUUCAAUGCAGCCUUGAAUGUUUUACACAAAGCCGCCGGAGAAGCGUCCAGCGACAUGGAAAUGCGGGGCCGCCGCUCUGGAAGCAUUCGUCCUCAAACUUAUUGCUCCAAGCUAGUGAAACUGGUAUUGGACCAAAAUUUGGAACCAGUGAUUGUGUUCUCCUUUGCGAAAAUGGAAUGCGAAUACUUCGCCACUCAGAUGAACCGGAUGGAUUUCAAUACAGGGCUUGAGUGCGCAUUCCGAAAGCUUCACUUUUCUACCCUAUAUUAUACCGACUACGGGAGAGUAUUGUUUUCACGUUUAGUUGUACAACUACACGAGCAUAUUAUUGUAUACGAAAUUUCUACUUUCUUUUUAAAAACUCACAUUUUACCACACGCCUCUGUAGUUAUCGAUCCAUUGCAUUUGUUAGUGCCCAUUUCGUCCAGCUUUCUCCCCUUUUCUUUACUCAGCGUCAGCGAAUUUCUGAUAACUCGCUUUAUAGACUCGAUACUACGUGACCUUAAUUCCGCCCAAAUGCAACUGAAGAGUAAAGAGACUUUGUUUCACUUGGAUGAGUUGUAUGCACGGAAGCGUUUACUUAGAAGACUAGGGUUCUGUUCGGAGGACGAUACGAUCGCAUUUAAAGGGCGUAUCGCAUGCGAGAUAUGCACUGGAGACGAACUUAUGUUGACUGAAUUGAUGCUGGACGGAUUGUUCUCCUCCUUCACUCCAGUGCAACUUGCGGGCGUAAUGUCAUGCUUUGUCGCGGAACGAACUUCAACCAAACGCCAACUCGUCCAACUGCGCCCCGAUAUGGAGCAGGCGUUAAAGGCGAUCCAGGUUAAAGCCCGAUUCUUGGCACGCGCGGCCGCCGAAAGCCGCAUAAGCUCCUCACGCCUUCGGGCGGCAGAACCAGAUGGAACUGAGAAACCCAGUGUGCCUGAGGCUGGCGCACUUUUGAAUCAUCGCAUUGGUGUGCUAGACGAUGAACAAGCCUACGUGGAUCGGUUCUCUGGAGAGCUCAUGGAAGUGGUACGCGCUUGGGCACAGGGUGUCAGCUUUGCUCGUCUAUGUGAACUCACCAUGGUUUUCGAGGGUAGUGUGAUUCGCUGCAUGCGACGCCUGGAUGAGUUGCUGCGGGAAAUGCAUCUGGCGGCCAAAGUAGCGGGUAAUACAGAACUUGAGAAAAAAUUUCUCGAAACAAUGGGGCUCAUUAAACGGGACAUCGUCUUUGCAGCCAGUCUUUACUUAUGAAGCGUGCAUCUUUCCAGUGGAUCCAAUCACCAAUCAUGUACAGUGCAUUAAUACAAUACACGAAAUUCAUAGAGAUGAUUUGUGGUAUCACCACCUGCUUUUCCCUUGUCUA